This is a messenger RNA of Ostertagia ostertagi, 138 nucleotides long. NCBI's taxonomy places the organism in Eukaryota, Metazoa, Nematoda, Chromadorea, Rhabditida, Trichostrongylidae. The record is from the annotation of a GenBank genome assembly.
AUGUCUCUAUUCAUACCUGGUGAUGGAAUUCUCAGGACUCAUCUCACGUGGGAUGAACUUCAAAGGGCCGUCUUCAUAGCAUUCGGAGACGGCGCGAUAUUUGGGCCCAACAAAGACGUCAAACAGAUUGGCAUCGGC